Messenger RNA from Amaranthus tricolor (Joseph's coat), 981 nucleotides. RefSeq lists its product as uncharacterized. Gene Ontology annotation, molecular function: protein binding; transcription cis-regulatory region binding. The record is from RefSeq and is a predicted model, not a curated record. Gene Ontology annotation, cellular component: nucleus. The coding region runs from base 54 to 773 and encodes 239 amino acids. Gene Ontology annotation, biological process: positive regulation of transcription by RNA polymerase II. Lineage: Eukaryota; Viridiplantae; Streptophyta; Magnoliopsida; Caryophyllales; Amaranthaceae. The transcript has 2 exons.
GACCUGAUGUUCUAGACAGAAAAGCAGCAGAAAAGGAGCGAGAGGAGAGAAAAAUGGGGAGCAAAGACGACGAUAUUCAUUCAGCAGCCAGGAAUGGAGAUGUGAACGCCAUUGAAUUGAUAGUAAGUUGUAACCCUUUAGCUACUAAUUCCAGAGAUAAGCACUCCAGAACCCCACUACAUUUAGCAGCUUGGGCAGGCCAUGCAAAUGCUGUUAGCUGCCUUUGCAAGCACAAGGCAGAUGUUGGCGCUGCGGCUAUGGAUGAUAUGGCUGCAAUUCACUUCGCAUCACAGAAGGGACAUUUAGAUGUAGUCAAAACCCUGGUCGCAUCCGGGGCUUCUGUAAAAGCUACCAAUCGCAAGGGCAUGACUGCGCUGCACUAUGCUGUUCAGGGUUCUCAUCUCGAACUUACCAAAUACUUGCUGAGGAAAGGUUUUAAUCUAAAUGCUAAAUCAAAAGCAGGGAAAACUGUCUUAGACCUUGCAAGUAAUGAAGAAAUUCGUAAUUUACUGUUGGAUUUUGAGAAGACGAAACAAACGGAGGUUCAGACUGAAAAAGAGACGGCAGAAGAUGAAGUUAAAGAUGGAAAACCGGGUGCACAUGUAGAAGAAAAGGGUAUAAAGGAUGAGUCAGGGAAAAUCGAUGAUGAAAAUUUGAAACGAAAGGGUGAAGAGGAUGAUUUACGAGAAAUCUCACCAAAACCGAAGAAAAGCAAAGUCGCUCUAAACCAUCUACUUGUAUCUGAUGAUACACAAGAAGAUGAAGAACAAUGAGUUUUCAAAGGAGGGUAUUUUCUGUGUGGUUACUUUCAUGUUGUCGAGAAUUAGUGUAGUUAGAAUGGUAGAUUGAAAUGAUAGCCAUUUUCAUGUAGCUUGACAGUAAGAAUUUCCGAUGUCGUGUAUAACUCUAUUAUGCUCCAGGCUCAGGCUAUGGUAUUAACGCACGCAACUGAUUGCCGUCCAAUAGGCUUUGUUGAUUUGA